AUCCUUUCAUGUUUCCUGUCGCGCAAUAAAUUUUACGCUCAGAUGUUGAUUUCUUAGUUAUUUUGGAGGGAAAAUGUUCGUGGAGAAACCCAAAGAAGAAAUAUACGAUGUCAUCAUCAACAAAGUAAGUCUCUUAGGUUGCUUUUGCUUUUGCUUUUAGGUUACUUUUUUGAGUUUUUUAAACUCUCGGAACUGCGUGAACAAAAUUCAACAUGGCUGACAAUUAUUUUUGCAGCGUGUUUUGGUUCUUGUAUCUAUUGACUUAGACUCCUUAUGUGCUUGCAAGAUUCUUCAGGUGAGAUAUCACAAUUUUAUAUUAGAAAGAAACUGAAAACAGCUAAUUCGAAUUAGGAGCGCGGCACGAUUGCUUCCUGAGUGUAAACACGAAUCACUUCUUUUUCCUCGCUCGGUAUUGUUCCUCUUUUUAUAAGGAUACUGGCAAAGUUGGUUUGCGUUAGUUGAAAGGAUUUUUCUCAAAGAUUGUCUCAACCAUUUUAGAGUGUAAUUUUUAUUUAAGUACAAUUAUCUGAGCUAUUCGAUCAUCCUUGCGCUAAAUGCAUGUGUGUACAUUUGUAACAAUAGAUAAACUUCAUAUGUAACCAAGCAAUGAAAACGACUUCUGAAAUAUGAGCGAGGAUUCCUCUCUAACCCUAUUCUUAAUUUGGUCCCCCUCCUUUUCCCUUUCUCUUCCGAAUAUGUUCCUUUUCCAUAUAUUGUAUUAAAAAUCUCUACAAUUCCAAUUAUUAAAUAACUCUUGAAAUCAAUAAAUUUUGAAAAUUACUGUCAGUGAUGUUACCCAGUUCAUUCUUCAUUUCUUUUGUUUGUCUUUUGAUAGUGGCUGUUUAAAUGUGAUAAUGUGCAGUACACUAUCGUCCCUGUUAGCGGAAAAGAGGAUCUAGUGAAGGCCUAUCAUGAACACUCUGAACAGGUGAACAACAAAAAAAUGCAGCUUUGCUAAUGAAUUACCUUUUGAUACGAGUGGGAAGUAUUUAUUUGUUUACUUAUUUAUUUAUUUAUUUAUUUAUUUAUCUCCAUCACUAUGCAUAAUCUACCUACAGAAAAACAUUACAUGAAGAAAUGAAAUUUUUAGUUGACAGGGGAAAAAAGAAAUUUCAACCACCGCUUCACCUAACAUACCUACAGGAAAAACGUAAAAUGCAGAAAUGAAAUUUUAGUCAACAGGAGACAAAAUAUAUUUUGAAACGAACCCCUAUUGCAACCACUUGUCUGUAAACUGCCAAUUUUUCUAAGUACAUAAGUUUUAGAUGUUGGAUUUGAUUGGUUUUUCUUUGAACAUUUUCAGUUGAAGCAUAUAUUUUUGAUAAACUGUGGUGCAAAUUUGAACAUUCUGGAGAUACUGGAACCAGAGGAAGAUGUCAUGUUUUACAUUGCUGACAGGUAAUCAGGAGUCCUGUGGUAUCUUGAGCAGAAUAAAAUCUGACAAAUGUUUAAUUUCACUUUCUUUCUUAUUUUUUAAGUCACAGGCCUAUUGAUCUGGAUAAUAUUUAUAAUCAGGACCAGGUUAAGUUACUAAUGAAGGAAGGGGAACACCUCACAGUCCCUGACUUUGAUGAGAUUUAUGCUGACUCAGAGGUAAAUAUUACUUUUACCAGUUCUCAGUUAAUAUAUGCACUAAGAUUAGUAUGGCCUGCUAAAUUCAAAAGUUUUUUAAUAUGAAAUCUUUUAGCCCAAAGAUGUAAUAAAUCUCUUACUAACCUUGCUUUCUUGGUCAAUACUGUAAAUUGUGGAACCUCAUUUUUUGGGCUCAGAUUUAUGGCCUGCAGGCUUUGUGCUUGGGCCAGAAAUCUGAUUGGAAAAAAACUUACAGUACAAACCUCAAACUUAGUAAGAGGUAUAUAAGUAAUGUUAGAAUAUCAGAUAGUUUGGUUCUUUUCGUUUAUUUUUCUAACAUAGGAAAACUGGUUGUAUUUCAUGAUGUGAUUGUCAUUAAUGAUUUUGCAGGAUGAAUUUGAAGACUCAGAUACUGAGGAAUCUGAACCCUCCUCAAAAAGAAGAAGAACAGGAGAUGAGGUGAUUUCUUUGUAUGAUACUCACUGCUACCAAUGAUUUUUAAGACCAAGUUGUGAAAAAGCUGUCACAGUUGAAUGAUUGAGGGAAGUUUUUUGCACACAGGUGUAUUUUUUUCAACAUAGGAUUUUGGAAGUCACUGACUGCAAAAUAACUUCUUGUGCAUAUUUUUGGCUUUUAGGACUCUCCAGUUUCAAAGCGAAUGUCAAAAAGACAAUGGCACCAAAACAGGUUAUUUCAGUCAUCUGAUCAUGAUUAUGAUUGACUUUCCUUCUGCAUUUUCCUCUUACUUGCUUCAUUAGAAAAAUGUGAAUUUUUCACUAAUGUUGAGGUAAAGGACAUAGGCUAAAAAGGUGUCACAGCUCAGAAUGUUACUAAUUUUAAUUAUCUUUUACUUCCAAAGACAAGAAAUUCUUUAUCAGUACUAUGCCUAUGCUUUCCAUGGAAGUUCAGUAAGUAAAGUACAUCUUUUGUUUAACGCAACUUCACUUAAAGUGAAAAGGGAAGAGCAUUUAAUAAUGCUAGUUUCUCUAAUAAAUGCUAGGCAUUAAGACAUACUAAGUUAAAAAAAAACAAACAAACAUACAAAAUCCAGCUUUCUUGUUGGAUAAGAUUGAAAGUGGUUUUUUCUUGGGCUUUGCCCGGAUGGAAAGUGAGCAAAGAGGACAUACUGGACCAAGUACAUUGUUGAAACUUCUCUUUCCUUUAUGAUUAAAUUUACCAACAAGUUUAUGCAAUUAUUUUCCUUCAAGUUAAUGCUGAAUUAUAAUCAGCAGAAGUAACAUAGCAUUGAAGCAGUAAUUUUUUGAUGUUGUGUUCUCAUUAUUUCUCAGGCAUCCUUGGUCAUGUAUGAAUUGGCUUGGAAAAUGAGUAAAGAUAGUAAUGACUUGCUAUGGUGGGCAGCAAUUGGAUUGACUCAUCAAUAUCUAUAUGAAAAAAUUGAUAGGUAUAAUGAUUAAUGCUGUAUCAUUAAUUUGUAUGUCUUGGUUGAACUUCUUGCUAUUGUCUAUAAAUAAUGUUCUUUGCCAAGAGUUUUUACUCGAUUCACAAGUUUUCAAACACCUAAUCACUGAGUAUGAAAAAGGAAAACCAAAGCAAUACCAGAUUUCUUUGUAAACAUGUAACUUCUUCCUGUGAUAUCCAUAAAUUAUCCAGCAAACAGGUGAUGAGAAUACUCAAACUUAUUUGGCAGACAUUGUUAUCUUGAUCUAACACCAACUUCUUGUAAGUAAUUCGCAAAGAAAUCUGUAACAGCUAGAGGGGAGAGUUAACAAUUAGAUCACGGGAGUUUGUGAGUUGUUAAACUCACAAACCUUGAAAUGUUUAGUUUGAUUCUAUAUUUUGACAAUUAUCUUUUGUAUAAUUUCAUCAGUGAUAAGUAUGUAACUGAUGCUCAAAAUCUCCAUGAACAUGUGAUGAGGCAUAAUCAUGGAACAGAUGAAAAUGGUUCUUCUGUGAACUGCAUGAAGAUUGUCUUUGAUACUGAGUAUCCUUUUCAAUGAAUGGAAUGAAUUUAAUUUAUCCUGUAACUUUUCAAAUUAGUUAGUAAUCAUCUAGCAAGUUAAGUUGGCUUGCUCACAGACAAACAUGCUGUUUUAGUCAUUCUGUUGCUAGACCUUGUAUAAGUAAGCCAUUGCUUUUUCCUUGGAUCAUACUGUAGAAAAGCUAACUUUCACUGGGAGCUUCCCAUGUUUAUGAUAUGUCCAGUAAUUAGUAAUAAAAACCUAGGUAGAGUACAUAAAGUAGGAAAAAAAUAAGUUACUUGUGUAAUAGCAUGUUUCAGGAAAAUGUAAGUUACUCAAAGACAUGUAAUAGCAUGUUUUUCCAUUCAGAUAUCAUUAAUGUUAUUUUUCCAUGCAAGCCUUAACAUAAUAAAAUAGACUGCGAUUGUCAUUAUACAGACAUUGGUCUCUGUUUGACAGCAUCUGUAACUCCCGCUAUACAGCCUGCAGGUUCAGGGUUUGGACAAUGAAAGGAAAAAAGAAACUUAAUGAAUUUCUUGCUGACAUGGGGUAAGAUUGGAUGGAUCAUUUUAAUAUUAAAAAUAAGUUGCAUCUGGCUAAUGAGUACAGGCAAGCAGCUUUUAGUUACCUCCAAGGCAGUUUGAGUUUAUUUCACAAAAAUGGCCAGGGUUGGUGGGAAACUUGGCAGACCAGUGUUAACACAAAAUAUUAUUUUUAAAAUAUUAAAAAUUAGUUACAUCUGGCUAAUGAGUACAGGAAGGCAGCUUUUAGUUACCUCCAGGGCAGUUUGAGUUUAUUUCACAAAAAUGGCUAAGGUGGGUGGGAAACUUUUUUGAACUUGAAAAAUUAAAUCCAUGAAUGUAGAUUUUAUGUAGCAGUGGAUUUCUUAAAAUUGACUUUCUUCUCAUCCACUGUUUUCAGAUGAAAUUGAGAUGUUUAUAGUUUUGGUUUUUGUAGAGUGAGGAAAAUUGGACGACAAGUCAACAAGAACAAGAGACUAAAUCCAAAUGCUUGAUGAAAGCUUACUGAAAUGCUGAAAACAAUUUCAAUAAUAUGAUGGCUCAUCCCAGAAUUGUUUUAUAGACUUUCCAAGUUUUUCAGUGUUUGUGGAACCUAAAAUAAGUGCAUUGUGCCACAAAUAUCACUUAUAAUUUUGAGAAUUUCUGCCAUUGGGUAUUAUUUCUUGUAUGUACCUUAAAUUUUUAAUUUAUAAGUUUAUAAUACUGAAAACAAUUGUCUUCCUGUUCCUCACCUCAUAAAAUAAACCCUCCAAAAAUAAAAGGAGAUGUCCUUGGAUUUGGUGAUAUCAUACAUUGUUGUUUUGUUACAGAUAUUAAAAGGGAAAUUGAUAGUUGUUUACAUACUCAUUUUCAUCUUGUUGAUUUUUGUUGUUGCAGAAUCCCUCUUGUUCAGAGUAAGCAAAAAUUUCACAGCAUGGAUUUUGACCUGAGGAACAACCUAAAAGGAUGGGUUGAAACUUCUGCUGACAAAUUUGGGUGAGUUGGCAAAUAUAAUGGCAUACUCUGCCACAUGUUAUAACAUAUAUUGACAUCUUCCAAUUAUGAGGUAUUGGCAAACUGGAAGAAAUUCAUCUAGUUAUUGCUGGUUUUGAUCGAAAGCAAAGGUCAACUCCUUUUGGGUAUUGAGUUAUGCCCUUACGUAUGUGUGAAGGGUUUGAAAUCUGUAUAUGCUGUCUUCUCUGUCAUCGGGCACUCAAACGUUUAGCUAAUUUUGCGUAUCGUCAAUUCACGCGCAUUAUAACUGAAUUUCCCUUCUCUAAGGCCCAAGGAAGAUUGGCCAAAAACCAAAACUGGCUUGCCCCACUUGCGGACAGGAUGGCCAGACCCACCAGUUCUCAGAAAUGGAAAGUGGCCAAUCCCUAUAUAUAACUGUUAAAAAUUAUUACCAGGGAGUUUUAACUCAUACUUUCAGAGAUAGAUCAGUUAAGCUUAAAAGCAAUUGGGUCGUUCAUCAGAAUCUUUGUGUCCAGGAACACUGCCAGUCACCAGAAAAGAGCUAUGAAGCCAAACGUAGAUAUGUUAGAGGUGUUUUCCUGACUAAGAGCGUAGAAGAUUAAAGGAUGCGAAUGACGAGCUUUGAUGAUUUUGAUGUUGAUGUCUUGUUUUUUAUCUUUGUCAAGGCUCGAUGAAAUGUCGUACGGAACAUUCCACGUUCAGUAUGGCUUCAAAAAUAAGGUAACGACAAGAAUUCCCCUAAGAUUAACCAAGGAAUGUGAUACGACGAUAAGAAAUACUAGUUGUUUUUUUUAAAUAGAAAAACCACCAUGGAUUGUUUUUUGUUUAUCUUUCUGUUUGGUGUGUUGAUUUUUUAUCCAAAAGUAAAUUGUCCUUCUUCGCGAACGUUGGAAAUGAGAGAAAUCUUAAGGGUUUUUCACAGGAAAAGGGCCGUGGGCGUGUGCAACUCUCCUAAUAGGUGUCCUAGACCGGCAUCUUACUUCGGGGCUCGUGCAGGGAUCUAAAAUCAUGAUGUAACUCCACAAAAUCAUUUUCAAGGCUCGGAAUGCAGUAGGAUUUUAGAAUCUUCCUUAGAAAGUGAUCACUUGUUCUGAGUCAUGUGGGGUCAAAUGCACCUCAACGCCCCCCUUUAUCACGCCCUUGCCACGUGCCGCUCACCUUAGUGUUCAACUACUUUCCUUGUUUUAACAGCUUUGUGCAAGCGACGUUGUCUAUGCCGUUAAUGCUCUUUUGGAAGCUCCGGUAAGUUAUUAUAAAAUAACCUCUCUCAACCAGUUCGUUGCUCGCUCGGCCAGGCCAUAAAUUGUACAAAUAAAUAGCUGAUGGGUCUAUUUCCACAGGAAACAGAAGGGAUGAGCAAAUGGGAUCACUUUUUAGAGGCUCUAGAUGCUUUGUCCAGGUACGAGAGGCGAAUAAUUCUUAAAACAAAAUGCUUUACUCACUCGAUUACAACGGGUUAUUUUUAAGUUGAACAAGAAUCAAAUAAGUAACAGAAAUUUGUUAUUGAUUAUUAAAAAUUAUUAGAUUUUUUCACGCGUAGUAUGGGUGCUUAUUACAGACAUACUGGCCCUUUCCGCUGCUUAAACCUUUAACCCCUAAGAAUGAAUCACAUCUUAUUUCUCCCUACAAUUUCACCCCUGAGUCACAUAUUAAGGUCAUGAGAAUAAAGGAAAUGAUCACCAACUAAGAAAGCUCUUGAUUGUUAAACAAGUUCUCUUUGUCAGCAACUUAGGAAAUGUGUAGAGAACAGUUUGGAGAAUAUGCAUACUGAUGUUAAGGUGUAGAGGGUUGAGGUUCAUAUUUCCUACUGUUAACAUAUGUUGUAAUGAACCCUGAUCACUUAGCUACAGCCUUACGACCUGCUUUUAGGAAUUCGGCUUCUUUUUUGUACUUCAAGUCUCAGGAUUUUUUAGUCUUUAAUUCCUUAUAAAAUCCCUUCGAGAUCAAAGUGUGUUAAAAGCAGUUGUAGUUUGCAUCCACUGUUUGAGUCCCCUUAACCCUUUAAACCCUAAGAGUGACUAGCAUUUAAUUUUUCUUUAAAGUAAUACUGCUGAAUCAUUAAUUAAGAUCGCGAAAAUAUAGGAAAUGAUUUUCAAACUAUGGAACUUUGAUUGUUAAAUUAAUUCUCCUUGUCAUUACCAAAAGGAAAGUAUGGGGAAGAGUAUUGAGAAUAUGGAUACUGAUGUUUGGGUGUAAAGGGUUAAAGUAUGUUUUGAAACCAACUUUUUCUUCGAUAUGGUUUUCUCCAUUGAUUAGCUAUUUGAAACGGUCGUACUGUCGUUAUCGAAUCAACUGUAUUUAGGGGUUUACUCUUGACAGACCUGACCUUUACUCUUGACAGACCUUGACCAGACCUUUCAGAGUGCUCUCUAAACUUCCCAAGUGCUUCAUAUCUCGAUGAACGCACAGCUGACAUAUGAACCAAUUGUUUUAUAACAUUUUCAACCCGAUGGAAAAUUUUUUCUCGAGGGAUAUGUUUGCUGACGUCAUGAGCGUGCACAAUAGGGAUAUGAAGCACGCUCGCGCAAUUGAAUUUGAUUAGACAAAUUUACUAGCUAUGUUAUAAAAACGUUAGUAACUGUUUUUCUUAGAUCAAAUACUGAGAAACUUCAAGAAGGUAUCAAGCUGGGAAAGAAGCAAGUAAGCACUGUUUUUAUCGGUAACGUCUCUUGAGAGUGCUCGACGACUUCACGGUUUAAUUUUGCUCAAUAUUCAGUUGUUAUUAUGGAGCGUAGAUGUAUUUUUUAUCUCAAGGUGCUGCACUGGUAACCGGCUGGAUAGGAGGAGGCGUGCUUGCUGCAGCUAAUCUAAAUUUUUUCUAUUCUUUGUAGUUGAUUGCCGUCGUGGAGCAAGUUAGAUCAUUGAUUGACAUGCAUCAAGUCAUGUGUGCAGGUCAUUUCCUCUAUUCACAUCUUAGAGAGGUAUGAGAGCUGUUACACAUGAGGGACCGGUCAUUUUUUUUCGCGGGGGGGGGGGGAGGGAAAUUUGGUAGUGUCGCAUUGAAAUUUAGCAAUUUCCCCCCUCCCCAGGCUCUGUAUUCUCAUAAUGAUCCCACCUCACUGGCGGUCAAUUUACAUACUCUUAGCGACGACUGAUCCCCCUCCGUACCCCCUGAAACCCCCCCUCCCCCCCCUCUUUGAAAUAAAAAAUUGUCCGACCCCCUCUGGCGAUGUAAAACUGUAUCUCGCAAGCUUGCUGAUGUUUAUAAGAGGAACUUGCGGUUUACCUAAUUUCGUUCAUAUCAUAAUGAAUUAAAAUGAUUUCCUUUUGUUUUUAGGGUAUACCGGACUUGAACUUGUUUGGUAAGCCAGCUGUCUUAGGGGCGUUAGCUCGGUUCAUCCUCAACGCUUAUGUCGUGAUGGUAUGUCUUUCGACGCACACUACAGUGGGUAGACCCAGGAGUUUUUGAUAAGGGGUUCAAGCUUUGAUUCAAGAAACAGAGUUUUUAAAAACUAGAGCCUAAAUAAGCUUAAAAAUAUUGAAAGACAAGUAAAUGGAGAUAUUUCAUUUUGAUUAUUGAAUUGCGAUCCUGUCUUUGAAAAAAAUCGUUGUCAGAUAACUUAUUGAAAAACGACCAGGUCUGAGAGUAGCCGUAGCCAAUCAGAUUGCUACAUAUGUGAUAGAACGCUAGCACAUUAUGAGACAAAACGCUUGUAGAUUUAUGCUCAGUGCCCGUAGAGAUCACUUCGGUUUUCCACUUUGGUUUUCAUGAUCAUUGUAUUUGAUGUACACCGUAUUCUAGUCUUUAAGAUUAUACCAAUCCUUUCUCUGUCAUAAUGAAGUGAAUCUACAUUCAUUCGUUUGCUAUUUGUGACAUAGUGAGAUGAUGGCGUCUAAAUUUCAGCUGAUUUUAUUUUUGUUUUCGUCUUUUGUCUUAUUAAGUCCAAAAACAAGAAAGCAGCCGCUCUUCCUUUCGUUCUUGCAGCGCCCUUGGACUCAGAGAAAGGUAGGGAUAGCAGAUGUUAACGACUACAAGACUGGGAGGAAAGCUCUCUGUGACUGCUUUGGUUUUACUUUAUUUCGCUCUGUGAUUGGUGUAGGUAACUUGUGCCCUACUCUCAACCAAUCAAAAGAACUAAAAUUAAAACCAACCGCGACUUGGUUACUCGCGUUUUCCCGCGCUUGAGGCAGUUUGCCUGUUUUGACUUUGAGUUUUCAUUGGCUGGUGAUAUAGCCAACCUUUGCUCUGAUUGGCUCUAAAGAUUCUGACGAUGACAUAAGCCUGUGAGUGUCCAUUAGCCUUUGGUAGUAGUGUCGACUUCAGUAACUUGUGGCCAAUCAUCUGAACAAGUACUUUCAUUUCGAGCAUCUCACUUGACAAAUAACAGUGUUUCUGACUUUUUUCAAUUUUACUUUUGUUACCAGGGACUUGCCUACUCGUUGGCGUGCCUCCGAUUGCUGACGAUUCAGGCAAAAAGUAAGUUCCUUAACUUAGUCAUGCCACAGCGGUUACAUGAGCAGACUGGAGAACUUAAGUAGAGACGUUUUGAGACACGGACGGCCACCGGAAGAAAAAUAAAACUAGUUUUAUCCUGUAGCGCUUUGACGCCAACGUAUCGACUAUAAGGUCGUCGUUGUAGCAUUUUAUACCAAAAUACACUGACAAAAAUGGUACGCUGACAAAAAUGGUGCACUGAGAAGUAGGAAUGAGAAUUUAAACUUCCGGUUACCAUCUGAGUUUCAAAACGUUUGUGCUUAAGCUCCUUUCUACCUCUUCAAAGCACAUACCUGUCUCUACAACAGCCAAUUUCCUUUGUUCCCCAGAAAGACGUUGUUAAAAUUGUUGACUGUAUUAAGUUUAUUAUGUUUGUCCGUUCACCUUUUUCUUUACAGUUUCUUGGGAAAGGCUUUUGAAAUGGCUGCGAGCAAAACAAAGUCUAGGACAAUUCACGACCACUUUGACCCAGCAGGUAAGAAUGAAGUGCUUUGCGGAAAAAAUUAAAUUAAAAACUUUUAUGAUGAGCAUGGACCAUUUCUUUGUGUGUUGUCUUUCUUAACAUAGAGAGGGGAGUUUUGUGCUAGGAGCUACAUAUAGAUUGAUGACUAAAUAUCAUUGUUCUGCUUUUUUUUGUCAUUGUUCUGCUUUUAUUUUGUCAUUGUUCUUUAAUUUUUUUUCUUUUUGUCAAAAUGAAGUGUGUUCGCUUACUAAGUACUUGUUCUUUUGUUAUACUUUUCAAACAGAAAUUAUUUUCUUCUUGUUCUAGUGAUUGAAAUGAAGAGUGAAGACCGUGGAAAGUUCUUCGAUGCCCUAUCAGCUCUACUAAUACCAAAAUAAAACUAAAGUAUCUGUAGUCAUAGUCAAUCUUUCCCCUUUUUUCUCAUGAUUUUUUUGUUAUCUGUCUGAAGUCUUAAGGCUUAGAUAUUCACUCAGAGAAUUCCUGCAGACCUGUUAACUGAAGUGGGUCACUAAAAAGAAAGGAAAGGUUGAAAUCACUUAAUCCGCCUGGACUCUUAAUAAUUUAAGAUAGAAAAGUCUUAAAACUUACAUUUACCUUAAAACUCGAUGCUUGUAGAUAAAACUAAUCAAAGUCUCGUGGCAAGAGGCAGUCUCUGAAUUGCGUAAAAGUAUGAGAAAAUUUUCUGCGGAGUGAAAUUUGCAGCCAGACAUUGGUCAAAUUUUAGUCUGAAUUUAUCCUCUAUUUUUCGAUGCCAAAACCAACGUGUCUGGAAUUGUCUAUCUUCAAGAAUUUGUUGGUGUGCUUGGUUAAAUGGUUCCAUUCCAUUUUAUCUUUGCAGCGUGACCAGAAUAAUCGGUGUUCUGGGAGAUUCCGGUCCAGGUUCUCGCGCUUAUUCUCUACUCGGCAUGACUUUGUACAUAGUAACAGAAAUAUCAUUUACGUCCGUCUUUGGUGUAGUGUUAAUUUGUAUGAUUGAAUAUCCGUGAAAUACGCUCGCUUUAUCUUUUGCAUUGUUAAAGAUUGAAUUAAACGUUUGGCAACCAACCGAAACAACUAGAAUGUUUCUUAAGCCUUCCUAGUUAAGGGUCCACAGACCAAGAAUUAUUUUGGGGGAGUACGUCUGGGCGUUUUUACAUAAUGUCAGGUUGGCAUUCACC
This is a messenger RNA of Pocillopora meandrina, 11021 nucleotides long. NCBI's taxonomy places the organism in Eukaryota, Metazoa, Cnidaria, Anthozoa, Scleractinia, Pocilloporidae. The record is from the annotation of a GenBank genome assembly.